Molecule: messenger RNA, 1592 nt
Organism: Cornus florida
Lineage: Eukaryota; Viridiplantae; Streptophyta; Magnoliopsida; Cornales; Cornaceae
Product: ATP-citrate synthase alpha chain protein 2
Exons: 13
Coding region: 144-1415 (423 amino acids)
Biological process (GO): succinyl-CoA metabolic process; tricarboxylic acid cycle
Cellular component (GO): succinate-CoA ligase complex
Molecular function (GO): succinate-CoA ligase (ADP-forming) activity
Source: RefSeq, a predicted model, not a curated record
CAAAAUAAAUAAGAAAAACCAGAAAAUUUCAAUUAUAAAUAGACCCGGCUAAGUCGAAAACAUUUCAGUGUCAGUUAUAUCUCUUCUCUCUCUCUCAAUUUCUCUAAAGCAUCGUUUGCCUCUACAUCAACGGUAAAGAAGGAAUGGCACGCAAGAAGAUCCGAGAGUAUGAUUCCAAGAGGUUGUUGAAGGAGCACUUCAAGAGGCUCUGCGGUACCGAAUUGGGUAUUAAAUCGGCACAAAUUACAGAAUCAACUGAUGUCAAUGAGCUAGUAGAAAAGGAACCAUGGCUUUCAUCAGGGAAACUUGUUGUGAAACCCGAUAUGUUGUUUGGAAAGCGUGGGAAGAGUGGUCUAGUUGCAUUAAAUCUGGAUUUGGCUCAAGUUGAUACUUUUGUGAAAGAGCGACUUGGGAAAGAGGUAGAGAUGGGGGGAUGCAAAGGACCUAUAACAACAUUCAUUGUCGAACCCUUUAUCCCACACAAUGAAGAAUUUUACCUUAACAUUGUUUCAGAUCGACUUGGAUGUAGCAUAAGCUUUUCUGAAUGUGGAGGAAUCGAUAUCGAAGAGAACUGGGACAAGGUUAAAACUAUAUUUGUCCCAACAGGGGUAUCGUUUACAUCAGAGACAUGCGCUCCACUUGUUGCAACUCUUCCCUUGGAGAUCAAAGGUGUACUUGAGGACUUCAUUACAGUGAUCUUUACUCUAUUUUUAGAUCUGGACUUCACUUUCCUUGAGAUGAAUCCUUUCACAUUGGUCGAGGGAAAGCCUUAUCCUUUGGAUAUGAGAGGAGAACUUGAUGACACUGCUGCUUUCAAGAACUUCAAGAAGUGGGGCAAUAUUGAAUUUCCAAUGCCAUUCGGAAGAGUUAUGAGUCCUACUGAAAGCUUUAUACAUGGUCUAGAUGAAAAGACAAGUGCUUCUUUGAAGUUCACAGUUCUGAACCCCAAGGGCCGAAUUUGGACUAUGGUGGCUGGAGGAGGUGCUAGUGUCAUCUAUGCAGAUACGGUUGGAGAUCUUGGCUAUGCUUCUGAGCUUGGGAACUAUGCUGAAUACAGUGGAGCUCCCAAUGAAGAGGAGGUGUUGCAGUAUGCCAGAGUUGUAAUUGAUUGUGCAACUGCUGAGCCUGAUGGCCAUACUAGAGCCCUUGUAAUCGGUGGUGGAAUCGCCAACUUCACUGAUGUUGCCGCUACAUUUAACGGCAUAAUUAGAGCCUUGAAGGAGAAGGAAUCAAAGCUUAAGGCCGCAAGAAUGCACAUUUAUGUAAGAAGAGGAGGUCCAAAUUACCAAAGGGGUCUAGCGAAAAUGAGGACACUUGGGGAGGAAAUCGGCAUCCCUAUUGAGGUUUAUGGACCCGAGGCGACAAUGACUGGUAUAUGCAAACAGGCAAUUGAGUGCAUCACUGCAGCUGCAUAAGUCUGUCAACUCUUGUUGUAAUUCUCCCUUCAUAGCUAGUUUGUGUUCAAAUUUAAGUUUUACUUGUGAUAUUGUACCCGAAAAUGUGUCGGUGAGUACAAUUGUAUCUGUGACUUUAAUAUAAUUGUGACCAAUAAUAAUGUUCCCUAUAAAUUAAAUAGUUUGUGUUCAAUUUUA